GGCAAUUCUGGCAUAUAUCUGACCUACAUUUAGAUCCGACCUACCACAUUACCCCUGAUCGCACCAAAGUUUGUUCUUCUUCCAAAGGAGCCAAUGCCUCCAACCCAGGCCCUUUUGGAGACUUUUUGUGUGAUUCUCCAUAUGAACUUAUUUUGUCAGCAUUUGCAUUCAUGAAGGAUUCAAAACAGCAGGUUUCAUUCAUGAUUUGGACGGGUGAUAGCCCUCCUCAUGUUCCAGUAAAAGAACUCUCCACAAAAUUGGUCAUUAGCAUCAUUGGCAAUAUGAGUUCCACAAUUCGUAAUUUCUUUCCAGAUCUUCAGGUUUUCCCAGCCUUGGGCAAUCAUGACUACUGGCCACAGGAUCAGCUUCCUGUAACUACCAGUGAAGUUUACAAUGCUGUAGCAGAUUUCUGGAAGCCUUGGCUAACUGAUGAAGCAAUCAAUACCUUCAAAAAAGGUGGCUUCUAUACCCAGCUGUUUGAAUCCAGUGAUAGCUCUCAGCCACUCAGGAUAAUUAGUCUGAACACAAAUUUAUAUUACAGCCCCAACAGUGUAACUGUGAAUAUCACUGACCCAGCUAACCAGUUUGCCUGGCUGGAGGGAAUACUAGAAACCUCUUCACGAAAACAGGAAAAGGUAUAUAUUAUAGGACACAUACCAGUAGGAUACUUGCCAUAUGCAAGGAAUACUACAGCUAUCAGGGAGUAUUACAAUGAGAAACUGGUAAAGAUUUUUCGCAAAUACAGUACUGUUAUUGCGGGGCAGUUUUUUGGACAUACACAUAGAGAUAGCAUCAUGGUCCUCUUGGAUGAAGAAGGAAAGCCAGUAAAUUCCUUGUUUGUGGCACCUGCUGUAACCCCAGUGAAGAGUGUAUGGCAAAUGGAGUCGAAUAACCCUGGUGUCAGAUUGUAUCAAUAUGAUCUUCUUGAUUAUAGCUUGCUGGAUCUUUGGCAGUUUUACUUGGACCUCAGAGACGCCAACAAGAAAAAUGAAUCGAACUGGAAAUUAGAAUAUGUCCUGACUAAAGCUUAUGGCGUUGAAGACUUGAAGCCAGAAAGCCUAUAUGAAAUGGCCAAGCGGUUGUCUGUGCCACACAGCACACUGUUUGAGCAGUAUUACAGUAACUUCAUUGUGAGUUAUGACAAAACCAUUGUCUGUGAAGAGGGGUGCAAGACCUGUCAAGUAUGUGCAAUCCAAUAUUUGGAUUACUCCUCAUACACAGAUUGUAUCAAUCGGGGAGCGAUGUGGAGAUGAAGUCUCCAUUCAGUUUAUGCUGAUACUGACUGUAGCCUGUGAUUUAAAGACUUCAGCCUCCUCGUCCUUUUGUUCAAGCACUGACAUGUUGACAGGGAGCCUGUGGGACUUCUCUGAAUUUCAGGGCAGCAAUAAAUUUCCCUAGAUCUUUAUUCUUGUAAACACAUUUUCCUUCCGCAUCUAAAUAAA
This is a messenger RNA of Pterocles gutturalis (yellow-throated sandgrouse), 1442 nucleotides long. RefSeq names its product sphingomyelin phosphodiesterase, acid-like 3A (gene SMPDL3A). The record is from RefSeq and is a predicted model, not a curated record. NCBI's taxonomy places the organism in Eukaryota, Metazoa, Chordata, Aves, Pterocliformes, Pteroclidae. The transcript has 7 exons. Gene Ontology annotation, biological process: sphingomyelin catabolic process. The annotation marks the transcript as partial. Gene Ontology annotation, molecular function: sphingomyelin phosphodiesterase activity.